Messenger RNA from Meloidogyne enterolobii, 459 nucleotides. Lineage: Eukaryota; Metazoa; Nematoda; Chromadorea; Rhabditida; Meloidogynidae. The record is from the annotation of a GenBank genome assembly.
AAGAAUAUGGAAGGAAUAAUUAUUAAUCGCAGUGAUCGGUCUCCAAACAACAUAAACGAUUCUUCUACUCCAUUAAACUGCCUCAAUAAUAAGCCAAACAAAUCCUCAAAUAAUCCUUCCGUUUUUCCUAUGGCUUUUCCGGUUCGGGCAACAACCAUUCUGUUUGCACUACUUUCAGUAAUGUUUAUUAUGAGUUUUCAACAUCAAGCCCAAGCAGCAUCCCUCUCAAUACCUGUCGCACAAAUGAUAGGCGAAAGCGGACUAUUUGAGCGUGAUGAUAGAGACUAUCGGCCAUUGCAAUUUGGAAAACGAGAUUAUCGGCCAUUACAAUUUGGUAAACGCGACUACCGACCUUUGCAAUUCGGAAAGAGAGAUUACAGGCCCUUGCAAUUUGGAAAACGCAGCCAUUACUGGCCAACUGAUUCGUUAGACUCGGGAGUAGAAGUGAUCGCCAAUUAA